UUCAGUAGUCAACAAGUCUAUUUACAACUAUUCGAAAUGGCUCCAGGAGGAAAAUCGGCGGGCAAAGCAAUGAAGAAGUCGUCCGGCAAGGCACAAAAGAACAUCGCCAAGUCCGACAAGAAGCGCAAGCCCAAGAGGAAAGAAUCGUACGCAAUUUACAUCUACAAAGUGUUGAAACAAGUACAUCCCGACACCGGAGUCUCGUCCAAAGCCAUGAGCAUCAUGAACAGCUUCGUCAACGACCUGUUCGAGCGCAUCGCCGCCGAAUCCAGUCGUCUGGCCCACUACAACAAACGUUCGACCAUUACCAGCCGGGAAAUCCAAACUGCCGUCCGACUCUUGUUGCCCGGUGAAUUGGCCAAGCACGCCGUCAGUGAAGGAACCAAGGCUGUGACCAAGUACACCAGCUCCAAAUAAGUCUCCCGUUUUGUGAAAUAUCAUUACUCAACUAAAACGGCCCUUUUCA
Molecule: messenger RNA, 466 nt
Organism: Metopolophium dirhodum (rose-grain aphid)
Lineage: Eukaryota; Metazoa; Arthropoda; Insecta; Hemiptera; Aphididae
Product: histone H2B-like
Exons: 1
Coding region: 37-417 (126 amino acids)
Cellular component (GO): nucleosome
Molecular function (GO): DNA binding; structural constituent of chromatin; protein heterodimerization activity
Source: RefSeq, a predicted model, not a curated record